AUGCCAAAGCCCGUCCCUAUCCCCAUACCACUCCGAAAAGCACUUAUCGAGUGCUUCAGAGCCGCCGUCCGCCUGGUGCGACCAGAGCUUCGUCGCGAGUUGAUACUCGUGGGUGGGCUGGCGAGCAUCGCCCACUCGUCGGAUUACUACACCGAGGACCUAGAUGUCGUGGCGCCCGUCGAUGUUAUUGCCGACAUCUGGAAUGAGGUGAUAAAUGGCGCCCCUAACUUCGCCAUGGAGCCCGACCAUACUAUUUCUUUCGAUGCCAGCCAAGGGUUCCGCGUCCAUAUGGACCUCCUAGAAAUGGGGAAUAGCGCCAUCGACCGCGUCGUGAAGGCCGAACCCUUCGAAGAAGGGUCAGUUGCGUCCGUAGCGGACUUGUUUAGGUUGCGGGCCAUGUCGAUCGUCGAUCGUAGAAAAGAUGGGGAAGAUGUAGAUUUUAGAUGGUUGUUGUCGAAAAUGGCUAUGUUGGGCCAGAUUCUACCAGAACUGGAGGAGGAGGAGAUGGACUGCAUCAUCGAAGCCGGGGGGGAUUUACUGGGGAAGGCUGAUCGCCUGGCCUUACUGGCCAUAUUGAGCGAGCGCGAUGCGCUGAACGUUUACAAUAGAUUAAGAUAA
This is a messenger RNA of Aspergillus steynii IBT 23096, 618 nucleotides long. RefSeq lists its product as uncharacterized. The record is from RefSeq and is a predicted model, not a curated record. The transcript has a single exon. The coding region runs from base 1 to 618 and encodes 205 amino acids. NCBI's taxonomy places the organism in Eukaryota, Fungi, Ascomycota, Eurotiomycetes, Eurotiales, Aspergillaceae.